CCACCACGCCAUCCACCUCCUCCCUUCUUCUUCUACUACUACCACUGUCCCAAAGAUGCCAAGAGGAUUCCUCGUGAAGAGAAACAAAAAAUCCACGCCUGUUUCCUACAGGAUCCGCAGCGAGGAUGCAUUUGAUCAGACCGACCCCCCCGGCGGCGGACCCCGGCAGUUCGGGACCCCGGACUCGGGCUACCACGCCCUGUACAGCCCCACGCGGCCGGUCAGCCAGGAGCACGAGAAGACCUUCUUCGAGAGGAGCUUUAACCUGGGGUCGCCGGUGUCGGCGGAGUCCUUCCCCAACCCGUCCGCCUUCACCGCCUUGGACCAGAUCCUCUUUGCUCCGGCCGAGGUCAAGCUCGGCCCGGGCAGCUUCGCCUGCGCCGCCCCCCGGGGGGCCAAGAGACCCCACCCCGAGCCCCAGCCGCACGGCGAGCGCCGGAGCAAAGCCCAGGCGAAGAAACCCAAAGCCAUCAGGAAGCUCAACUUCGAGGACGAGGUCACCACCUCUCCCGUCCUGGGUCUGAAGAUCAAAGAGGGACCCGUCGAGCCGAAGCCCAGACCCGCCUCCGGGACGGGGAAGCCUUUGGGCGAAUUCAUCUGCCAGCUGUGCAAAGAAGAGUACAUCGACCCCUUCUCCCUGGCCCAGCACAAGUGCUCCAGGAUAGUCCGGGUCGAGUACAGGUGCCCCGAGUGCGACAAGGUCUUCAGCUGCCCGGCCAACCUGGCCUCCCAUCGGCGUUGGCACAAGCCGCGGCCCCAGAACGGCAACGCGCCCCCGGCGCCGGGCGCGAAGGUCGCCCGAGCGGACACCAGCACCAGCACCACCAGCAGCACCACCAGCACCAGCACCAGCACCAAAGCCCUCGCCGGGGAUCCGAAGGAGAUCAGGAGGGAGAGCGCGGCCGACCGGGACACCCCCAGCCCCGGGUCGGCCCUCUCCGAGUCGGGCUCCGAGGACGGGCUGUACGAGUGCUACCAGUGCGGCAAGAAAUUCAAACGCCAAGCCUACCUGAGGAAGCACCUGGUCGCUCAUCAGGUCGUCCAGAGCGAGAGCCGCAAGACCUCCCGGGACCCGGGCGCCUAUCCGUUUCUCGGCGAAGAAGUGGCCGAGAAACAACCAUCGAAGGAGAGCCCCAGCCUCACCCCCCAACCCGCCCCCGCCCCCGCCCCCGCCCCAGCCCCAGCCCCAGCCCCAGCCCCGGGCUCCGGGCCGGGCUCCGAGUGUCACCUGUGCCAAGUGUGCGGGGAGAGCUUCUCCAGCAAAGGCAGUCAGGAGCGGCACCUCCGCCUGCACGCCUCCGAGGUAUUUCCUUGCAAAUAUUGCCCUGCCACCUUCUACAGCUCCCCGGGACUCACCAGACACAUCAACAAAUGCCACCCUUCGGAAAACAGGCAAGUCAUCCUACUGCAAAUGCCAGUGCGACCCGCCUGUUAGACAAGAACGAGAGGAGAGAGAAAAAAAAGGGGGAAAAACCGUGCCUUUUAUCAACACACCAUUGCUAAUGUAGCCACACACACACACA
Callorhinchus milii (elephant shark) is the source of this 1523-nucleotide messenger RNA. Its product is annotated as insulinoma-associated protein 1a-like. The transcript has 2 exons. Bases 56 to 1435 code for a protein of 459 amino acids. Gene Ontology annotation, biological process: neuron differentiation; regulation of cell cycle process; negative regulation of transcription by RNA polymerase II. Gene Ontology annotation, cellular component: nucleus; transcription repressor complex. Lineage: Eukaryota; Metazoa; Chordata; Chondrichthyes; Chimaeriformes; Callorhinchidae. Gene Ontology annotation, molecular function: RNA polymerase II cis-regulatory region sequence-specific DNA binding; DNA-binding transcription repressor activity, RNA polymerase II-specific. The record is from RefSeq and is a predicted model, not a curated record.